CAGUUCACUCAGAAAGUGUUGAGUAUUGUCAUGGUAUGUUAUUAAAAAUACAUCUUUUAAAAUAAAUUAACAUAUUCACUUACGUAACAGAAAAAUUACCCUAAUUUCAUAUUUUUAUUAAUUUUCCAUGCGUUCGACAUACUUACAAAUUACACUUUUAAAUACAAAACUAAUAAUAAAAAAAUGGAUCUGCAUCGAGAACAUUUUCGUGCUAUGAUUUAUUACGAUUUUAAAUGUAACUUCAAACCUGAUGAGUCAUUUGAUCGAUUUCGAACUGCUUUUAUGGAUCAAGGACCUUCAAUAGCAACCAUCUACCGCUGGUGUAGCUAGUUCAAACGCGGUCGUCUUACUUUGGGGGAUGAACAGAAGAGUGGUCGUCCUACGACAGCUGUCACCAAAGAAAGUGCGCUGGCAGUAAAAAAAAAUAUAAUUCAAGAAAACAGACGAAUUACGUAGGAAGCGAUUCAGCAUACUCUGCAGAUUGAAGCAGUGAUAUAAUACAAAAAUUUGAUGCAGACGCGUUUACGAUAUUGUGACAGGUGACGAAUCCUGGAGUUAUCAAUGCAAUGUGAUCCAAAAACAAAGCGUCAGUUGACAGUUUGGCUGUUUCAAAAUGAACCAACGCCUACGAAAGUGAAGCGAUCGAGGAGCGCAAGGAAAAUGUUGAUCGCUAGUUUCUUCACUUUAACGGGGUACCUAAUUUCAAUUUCACUUUGAGACCAAAGCAGCAUCAACGCCGUAUGGUUUAGCACAAAAUGCCUGCCAGAAUUUUUUUCUGCAAUGAGCAACAAGCGACCUAACACCGGUCUCCGCGGGUUCCUUCUUCACCACGACAACGCGCCCGCGCACUCUGCAAUCAAAACGAAGGACGCCCUGGACUCCACACCAGUCAGAGAGUUUAGGGACACCCUCCUUACAGUCCUGAUUUCGCUGCGUGUGAUUUCUUUUUAUUCCCUAAAAUAAAUAUCAGCCCAAAGGGAAGCGCUAGCAGCGUUUGAGAAGGCCGUGGAAGAGGUGUCUGCGGAGGACUGGAAAAAAUCUUUUGAAAAUUGGUUCAGACGCACGAAACUUUGUAU
Molecule: messenger RNA, 1076 nt
Organism: Chilo suppressalis (striped riceborer)
Lineage: Eukaryota; Metazoa; Arthropoda; Insecta; Lepidoptera; Crambidae
Source: the annotation of a GenBank genome assembly